Molecule: messenger RNA, 1082 nt
Organism: Daucus carota subsp. sativus
Lineage: Eukaryota; Viridiplantae; Streptophyta; Magnoliopsida; Apiales; Apiaceae
Exons: 2
Coding region: 44-982 (312 amino acids)
Source: RefSeq, a predicted model, not a curated record
AUAUUAUCUUGCAUGUUUUACAUGACUUGAUUGUUAUGAUAGGAUGGAAGAAAGUGGUGUCAUCGGAAAUGGUCGAGGCAGGAAUAAACGUUUUUGGACUGCCGAAGAAGAUACAGUUCUUGUCUCUGCUUUGUUAGAGUUAGCUAGUGAUCCACAUUGGAAAUGUGAUAAUGGCUUUAGAAAUGGAUAUAUGGUUCGUUUGGAGGAGAUCAUAGGAAAGGCUCUUCCUACAUGUGGUUUAAAAGCUACACCACACAUUGACUCCCGGCUUAAGACACUUGUUAGCAAGUUCAGGGCCAUUGCUCAAAUGCUUUCUACUAGUGGGUUUAUGUGGGAUGAUGAUAGGAAGAUGAUAUCUGUAGAUAGAUCUGUGUAUGAUGAGUAUUGCAAGACUCAUACUACGUGCAAGAACUUGUAUGGAGUUGCUUUUCCGCAUUUCCAUGAGUUAAUGACUAUUUACGGCAAAGACUAUGCCACCGGAAAACCAGCUGAAGGCUUUGUUGAUGCGGUUAAUAGCAUGGAAAAAGCAGCCCCUAUUCAAGUCACACUCGACUCGAGUGAUGAAGAGAUUGAUGUUAGUGGUAAUGUCACACAACUGGAUGAAUCAGAGGCUCCACCGUCAAAGAAAGCAAAAGUUGAGAAAACUAAAAAAAUAGGGAAAAAAAGUGAGAGUGUUGCAGCUUCUGAAAUUUCUAGCUUACAGUCCUUCAUGAAAGACAUGAAUGUUCAUCUCUCCACCAUGGCUAAUGUUAUGUCUCGUGCUGAUGAAAGAGAGCAAGAGUUGGCUGAAAAAAGUGAAAAAGUUAUAGAAGAACUACUAUCAUUUAACUUGGAAGGUGUCACUACUACUCAAGUAUUUGAGGUAGCAGACAUUCUAACAUCACAACCGAACAAGCUCAUGAUUUUUAACAAGUGUCCUUCUUCUUUAAAAGCUGCCUUUGUUAAAAAUCUUAUUGGUGAGAACAGCAGAAGGUCUGAUUGAGCUUCUACAAUCCGAAGGAUCCAUAUGUGACUAUAUUGCAAUUAUGAAGACAAGUUUAUUUUCUUAUCUAUAAUUUAUUUUUCCAGUAUCAUGUCGAAUA